AUGGCCAUGGAUCGAUUCCAAAGUAUGCAUCCGACUGAGCCCGAUGCAGCUGCAAAGUACCGGAUCCGAGACCGCAAGAGUUGGACAGAGGUCUUUGACCAGCUUGAAGCAGCAAAAGCUGCCAAGCACGCCGCACAGGUUCGCCAGGCCAUGUCUGGGGCAUUCGACGGCAUUGAGCCCAUGUUUUCACAGAUCGAGCUGUUUCCCAAGACAUACCCAGGCGACGAAAACAUCAAACAGGCAUCUAUCGCACUGAUAGCCGUGACUUUCCAUGUGGUCGAGUGUCCUUCUGAGUCUGGGACGACGCACUUCUGCACAAAAUUGAUCGGGCACAUUGCUGAGCACCCACGGCACAUGUCGCUCAACUUCUUCUGUGGUCAGCACUUGGAGCCUUGCAACCCUCACAGCGGUGGUCGUGCCAUGAUUCAGACGUUUCUCUGUCAGCUCUUGAACCAGUGCGACUUUGGUCCUCAAUAUCAAGUGAACCAAGAGUUGGAGCUGAUCAGAGCCGGUGACGUCAAAGAGCUUUACAGGAUGUUUGAGUCUCUAUUCAGCAGGAUUUAUGCAAGCCUCUGUGUCUUUUGCAUCAUUGACGGCGUCGUCUUUUACGAGCGUGACGAGUUCCUGCAGGACCUGGAGGAUGUGAUUCCCAUGAUAGUGUAA
Pyricularia oryzae 70-15 is the source of this 663-nucleotide messenger RNA. RefSeq lists its product as uncharacterized. NCBI's taxonomy places the organism in Eukaryota, Fungi, Ascomycota, Sordariomycetes, Magnaporthales, Pyriculariaceae. The transcript is spliced from 3 exons. Bases 1 to 663 code for a protein of 220 amino acids. The record is from RefSeq and is a predicted model, not a curated record.